This is a messenger RNA of Melampsora larici-populina 98AG31, 1767 nucleotides long. RefSeq lists its product as uncharacterized. The record is from RefSeq and is a predicted model, not a curated record. NCBI's taxonomy places the organism in Eukaryota, Fungi, Basidiomycota, Pucciniomycetes, Pucciniales, Melampsoraceae. Bases 1 to 1767 code for a protein of 588 amino acids. The transcript has 14 exons.
AUGUUCAUAUCACCCGUCAUCAUCGCUGUAUGUCAGUUGUUGUUACGAUCUUCUGGAGCGGAAGCUGCUGCAGUGGCAAAGGAACCGGCAGCAUCAGCUGCUGCAGGCGCUGUGGCCGGCGGUAAAGGAGCAACACACGUCGUUCUGGAUUAUGGUGACUUUAAUGGAAAAACACAAGGUGGAUUAGACACUUGGAAUUCCAUUCCCUAUGCCGAACCACCCCUUGGCGCCAGGCGUUUCGCGUCUCCUGUUGCUCCUACUAAGAAAUAUCCAAAUUUUGAUGCCACUAAAAUAUCACCCGGAUGUCUCACAACUGAUCCUUUAGCCGGUUCAGAUCCCUCUGCCUUCAACGCAACCAUCAUUGGCGUCUUAGAGUCCCUUCCUGCAGGCGUACAAUCAGCCACGGAUUCCAGACCUGGUCAAGAAGACUGUUUGACCUUAGACGUGACCAGGCCUUCUGGUGUAGCCAAGGAUCAGAAACUACCUGUUAUCUUUUGGAUUUCACAAUCCUCUUCGGGAUCAGUCAACCCAGCAGGUUUGAUGGCCCGUGGAAAGAUGACUGGAAAACCAUUCAUCUGGGUAUCAGCCAAUUGGAGAUCAAGUGCAUUCGGGUUCUUGGGCGGGAAAGAGAUCGCCGCUGCUGAUGCUGGUAAUCUUGGAUUGAAAGAUCAAAGAUUGGCCAUGGAAUGGGUUCAGAAACAUAUCGCCAACUUUGGAGGGGAUCCCAAACGGGUUACUCUAUAUGGAUCCAACUUGGGAUCGAUGGCUGUAUCUCACCAAUUGGUAGCCUACGAUGGUGCCAGUAAGGGAUUGUUCCAGAAUGCGAUCCUUGGAGGAGCCGUUGCUCUCCCUAGUCCUAAAAUAGGAACGGGUCAAGCAAUCUACGACAAAUUUGUCAAAGCAGCCGGGUGCCCAGUCGGAGCAGGAUCACUCGCUUGCUUACGUGAAGUUAAAGCUGAGAAAUUAGUAGAGGCAGCCAAUACUUUCCCUGGAAUCUUUUCCCGACUUCGAUAUCCUUUACCAUUUCACGUUUAUGUAGAUGGAAAGUUCCUUACAGGAUCAGUUCAAGAUUUAGCAAAAGCAGGCAAAGUGGCCAAGGUUCCUAUCAUCUUAGGAUCAUCUGAUGAUUCUGGAACUUUAGAUACCUUGGUUGAAGCUGCUCAUAUCUUCAAUGACACUGGUGUUGCACCUUGGUUAAAACAACUUCUUCCUGGUGCUGCACCACAUGAGAUCACCGACCUUUUGAAACUUUAUCCUUCUGAUCCAGCUCAAGGUUCACCUUUCAACACCGGUUUACAAAACCAACUGAACCCCGUCUCAAAGCAAAUGGCAGCUCUAUUCGGUGAUAUCGCUUACCAAGGUCUCCGACGCUUUUUCUCGCAAUCCGUUCAGGCAUCUAUUCCAGUCUAUGGGUUCAUUGACCGUGGAUUGAAACAAACUAAAUACCUCGAUUCACUUGUGACUGCUUUUUCAGGUUCAUACUCCGGUGUGAACACCGUCAGCGCCUUGAAAGCCCCAGCUGCUGGAAGAAGUGCGGAUAUCCAAACCCGUUACUUGAACUUUGUUUACACCAGUAACCCCAAUCCCACAGGAGUCAAAGUUCAAUGGCCAAAAUACGGGCCUACUGCUCAAUUAAUGGAAUUCUCUGAUACUGAAUCUGGAAAGAUCGUCCCUGAUAACUUUAGAAAAGAAGGAAUUCAAUAUUACAUUGAAAACAUUAUGGGUGAUAGUACUAAAGGAAAACCAUCAGCUCAACUUUUACAAUAA